Diprion similis is the source of this 1626-nucleotide messenger RNA. RefSeq lists its product as uncharacterized. Gene Ontology annotation, molecular function: nucleic acid binding. The record is from RefSeq and is a predicted model, not a curated record. The coding region runs from base 1 to 1626 and encodes 541 amino acids. NCBI's taxonomy places the organism in Eukaryota, Metazoa, Arthropoda, Insecta, Hymenoptera, Diprionidae. Gene Ontology annotation, biological process: DNA integration. The transcript has 5 exons.
AUGACAGAGGGCACGGCGCCGGCCCCAGGCGAAUUUCAGCAAAUAAUGGAUGAGUGUUUGCAGGGUAUUCUAAACACCAUUGCUCACCUAGACAAUAUUUUUGUAACCGGCCGCACGGAUAAAGAACACCUUGAAAAUUUGCGCAAAGUAUGUAAACAAUUGGAGGAGCGCAGGCUGAGAUUGAAUAGAGGAAAAUGCGAUUUCAUGAAAGAGCGUAUUGAAGUCUUAGGUUAUGUGAUUGAUGCGGCCGGUCUACACAAGGCGAGAUCAAAGGUGAAAGCAAUGGUCGAAGCACCAAGACCAACAAACAGCAAACAGCUUGCCUCAUUUCUGGGACUAAUUAAUUUUUACGCGAGAUUUUUGAUGGAUAGAUCUGAAAAAUUAAAGCCUCUUUUUGACGGUGCGCACAGAAGGAAUUUUGUAUGGACCAAGGAAUGUGACGAGGCUUUUUGCUGGGUAAAAAAGGAGUUAAUCUCUCCAAGGGUACUGGCCCAUUACGAUCAAGACGAAGCAUUGGUUUUGGCUUGUGAUGCGUCAAUGUACGGACUGUCGGCGAUCUUAUCGCACAGAGCACAUAUUCGGUCCAACAAAAGGUAUACCGCUCACAGCGGCGAGCCGUUUGCAAAGGUGGGCAUACUUUUUGUCAGGGUUUCGGUACAAGAUCGAGUACAUCAAAUCGGAGUGCAAUGGAAACUGCGACGCGUUGUCGCGUUUACCGGAUGGCCAAGCAACAACAAAGACUUGUCCAGCGAGGAGCAAAAAUAUUUUGUUAAAAAGAACGAAAUCGCAAUAGAAGGGAAUUGUUUGUUUUGGGGAUGUAGGGUAAUUAUACCAGAAUCGUUACGGGACCGGCUAUUAGCUGACCUUCAUGCAUCGCACCUAGGGAUUGUGAAGAUCAAAGCCUUGGCGCGAUCGUACGUGUGGUGGCCUAAUAUUGAUCAAGACAUCGAAAAUACAGUAAAGUCAUGCGGAAUUUGCAUUAAAGAACAGAAGGCACCACCACACGCACCAUUGACGCCAUGGCCUUCGCCAGAGAAGGUGUGGGAUAGGAAACACGCAGAUUUUUUGGGCCCAUUGUUCGGGGAUAUGUAUCUAGUCGUAGUGUAUGCAUAUUCGAAGUGGCCAGAGGUUAUUAAUUUCCGAAACAACACGAAGGCGUACGGAGUAGUCGAGGUGUUCGAUGAGUUAUUCGCUAAAUACGGACUACCGAAUCUGGUGGUUACAGACAACGGCCCGCAGUUUAGAAGCGAUGAGUUAGGGCAAUUUUUUAAUAGUAACGGUGUUCAGCACAGUUUUCUCCACCUUACCACCCGGCGACCAACGGGGCUGCCGAAAAUUUCGUGGGUAUAUUUAAAGAUGAGCACGCCGCACUGCAUAACCGGGAAGUCACCUGCGUGGUUAUUCCACAAGCGAGAGCUCAGAACACGGUUUGACUUACUGAGACCGAAUGUACGUAAUAAGAUACACGAGAAGCAGCAGUCACAGGUCAACAAUAGUCCGCAUUCACGCAAUGUGCAACUGAACGUAGGUGACCCAGUCAUGGUUGACAAUCACGGUACAUCCGGCGGGAAGCGUAUCCCGGCCAAAAUUAUUAAAGAUUUGUCACCGUCCACGUUCAGAUCUUGA